AUCUGACGGAAAGAAAAUCAAAUUGAUCAACUAUUUAAAACUUACAAAAGUUCAAAACGAAGUUUUUACUUCGAUGAUGAAUGAAAUAAAUUGAAAAAUGACGGUAUUUCAACAAAAUGUGAUGUGGUGCUCAUAUUUACUUGAUGUCGGUGAAAGUAAAAUAUUUGUAUCGUUUCUUUACUUGCUGGUAGGAUAGUGUGUGAACGAAAUACUUCGAAAAAAAAUAUGGAAGGGAAUGAAGAGGAGGCAAAAAACCUGGAAAUAUGCUCGUACAGGUAUCUUCAACAGGUUGCGAAGUCUAUGGGUCUGCCUUCCAACGUAAAGAGAGUAUGGCUGAUCAAACUGAUCAACGCCAAGAAGUAUGGUACCCAGCAGGCUGUGGAAGAGUUAGUGAGGCAAGUGCGUCAGGAACGCCAGCAGCUCUCACAGGCCCGCAAGAAGACUAAUAAGAGUCGCAAGAAGACAAAUGUACAGCAGAGCACAGAGAUCUCGUCAACAGGCAACAGUUUAUCUCCUCCGAUAACAACAACACCAACUCACAGACGUCAUGUGAUUAUACGAUACAGUCCUGAAAGGCAUUCCCCUAAGAAAUACCCGGAGAACAUCUCAACAAGGAGAUAUAAUCUCAACAGCAGUGACAGAGUUCUUCGUAGCUGCAACAGAGUGAAGAAACCAAGUUAUUUACUUAAUAACACUCUAUAUAAUCUGUUAAAUGGUUCCGACACUGAAGAUGGUGAGGUGUACAACACGGUUAAUGUGGAGAAAACUAAGGAGGAUCAUGUAUAUUCUAAAAAGAGCGAUGGUUGGAAGAACCCGCAUGUUCCAUUAACAAGAAAUGUGCACACAUCCCCACCACCACGUAGCGGGGUACAGCGUAGAAUAAGUGGCAUCUACCCUCUCCACACUGAAGAGGUCAGAGUACCUAGUGUGGCUAUCAGAAGGCCAGACGGCACAAUUACCAAACUUAGAGCUAUCAUACAAAAACCUACGCCACAACGCAAGUACGGCAAUGACAGAAAAACGUACAAUACAAACAGCUCAUUACUGAGGACAAGUGACUGGUCAUAUACUGUUACAACCACACCUCAAUUUACACACAGUUCCACUUACCGGUCAUCAAAUAUGAGAGAAUCGACUCCAAACAUAAAUUACAGGCAGUCAAACUUCGAAGCAGAGACUCGCAAUGACAAACAAUCUUACAAUACAAGCUCCUUACUGAGAACAGAAGCUACUGACCGGUCAUAUACUGUUACAACCAAACCUCAAAUGACAUACAAUUCAGACUAUCCAUCAUCAAAUAUGAGGGAAUCAACUUCAAACUUAAAUUACAGGCAGUCAAAUCUCGAAGCAGAGACUCGCAAUAACAAACAAUCUUGCAAUAUAAGCUCAUUACUGAGAACAGAACCAAGUGACUGGUCAUAUACUGUUUCAACUACACCUCAAUUUACAUGCAGUUCACCUUACCCGUCCUCAAAUAUGAGAGAAUCAACUCCAAACAUAAAUUACAGGCAGUCAAAUCUCGAAGCAGAGACUCGCAAUGACAAACAAUCUUACAAUACAACCCCAUUACUAAGAACAGAAGCGGCUGACUGGUCAUACACCGUUACAACCAAACCUCAAGUGACAUACAACACAGCUUAUCCAUCAUCAAAUAAGAAAGAAACUACUCCCAACCUACAUUACAAGAUGUCAAAUCUCUCAGAGACUCGCAAUGACAGACAAACUUACAAUACAACUAGCUCAUUACUGAGAACAGAAGCAAAUGAGUGGUCUGUUAUAAGCAAACCUCAAAUGACAUACAGUAAAGCUUAUCCAUCAUCAAAUAAGACAUACCAGCCAUCAAAUCUCGCAUCAGAGUCUCAAAAUUUAAAUAACAGACCGUCAAGCUACACAACAGCCCCAAAUUACAGCUUCAGAUCGAGUAACACAUCAGAAAUAGCACACAGUAUGUGUAACGUUACUUCUAACAUGGCCCAAAUGACACCGAGUAUAAAUUACAGAACACCGGACUCGAUGGUCAACACACCGGAGAAUAAUUCUAAUUCGAGUAAUAGUUCCAGCUCGAAUUCCAGUAAGAGUAAUAGUUCUGAAGAAACAGACAUUUCAAAUGGUUACAAGGACGAAUCCGAUGAAUAUUCGGAGUAUUGUCAUAAGAAGAUCCGGCGUAGAAAAGUCAGAUCUUCUCGAAAGAAGGAGAUGGUCAAAAGUGGUGAAAAUGAAGGCCGUUUACCGAAGAUUGAUGAAGCUUUCACCAAAUUCAAUAAUGUUUAUUCUAGAGAUGUUUCGCAGCCGUUGUAUGUACAUGUUGAAGUGCCUGAACCCGAGAUAGCCCCAAACACAUACAUCCCGGAGCCAACAUCGUACCAGGGCAGCAGUACUCUAGAGAAGUUUUACAAUAUAAAGACGGCUACAGCCCCUUUACUGCAGAUCUAUACUCCGAGCAAAACUACUACAGUUUACUCCACCCCUAUUAUAACUACCGCCCAGGCGACGUCCUCGAACCCGAUGCACCUAUAUAACGACGCUUUAGUGCCGCGUGACAAUCAACAGUACUAUAAUAUGACCGGGGAAGCUUCGCCACGCGAUUUCUUCGGAGACUUUGGGAAUGUGCAGGGGCGAAACUCAUCGGAAGAUUUUGGACGUUCUUCGGUGGAAACUAUAGCAGAUCAGGAUCAGGAGUUAGGAGCCAAUGUCACCAUCCCGGAGAUGGUGGAAGAUGCACUGGAACUUAUCAGUCAAGAUGGGGACUAUAUGGAACGCAUGGGAAUGGAUAUCAGGAUGCAGUGCAUUCUAUGCAAUUGGGCUGGACCUAAAAUCCUUUUCGAGUAUCAUAUUAGAAAGGAGCAUGCAUCAGACAUUAUCGAGUGUUCGGGCAAGGAGUGGCUGGCGACGUACUCGCUGGGCGGCCUGCGCGCGCGCGGCUGGUCGCACCGCGUGCUGGCGGCGGAUGGGGAACUGUAUGUGCUCAGUGCUAAGUACCAGCAGCCCGAGUGCUUUAUGGCCGCGCUGUCGACAUUAUCAGAGGACGACCCACGAAAAAGGGCCAGUCUCACAGUCUACAACAAGUUAACCGGCGAACCUUUCACCUGGCUCGGCGACGUUCCCGAGAUAGACGCUGACAUGGACGUACCGACAGGCCUGCGGGUAUCUCUGCCCAAGGUCGACUUACUGCCCAACAGUGCUAACUUACAGCUGCUAGACAGACAACUCGUUAUGCGAUCACCUAGUAACGCCAUUGUGGGACAACCAGACUUGGAUAAUAUACAUAUUAAUCUGGUUGUUAAGAUUUAUGACUAAAAAACGUUAUAAAACUUAAGUUAUAAGUGCUGAAAAAGUAUCACAAAAUAUAUGCAAUUUUCUUUGUUAGUUAUAAGCAGAAAUAUUUACAAAAUGACACAGAAAUUACUAACAGGCCUGCGGGUAUAUGGAUAAUGUUCAUAUUAGUCUGGCUGUUAAGAUUUAUGACUAAAUUGCUGAAAGGAAACUUUAGUUAUAAGUGCUGUUUUUUUUUUUAAUAAUUUCAUAUAAAGAAGAACACUUUCUUUGCUAGUUAUAACAAUCUGGUUGUCAAGAUUUACACGAACGAAUGUAACUUUAGUUGUGAGUGAUUUUUUUUUUUUUCAAAAAUAUAUAUUUUUAUAUACAGUUUUCUUUGCUAGUUAUAAGUAAAAAUAUUUACAACAUAUUGUGUUAUUGUCAAGGACUUGUUGCCUAAUCUUCUACAGGCUUAUUAUAUGUAUAAUCUUGUAGACAGACAACUAGUCAUCAGAUCUCUUAGUAUAGUCAUCGUGGGACAACCCGAUCUGUAAAAAAUAAAAAAUCGGGUUAGACUUACACUAGACCUUUAAGCCGGGUCUACGCUAAACGAACCGAGCACGAGCGAAGCACAAGCGGAGCCGUUCUCGGCUUGUCGUUCGCGGCGUCAAGUGUGGACGUACAACGAACCUACAACGAUCACUGUUAGCAAAUCGCUUUGUGUUCGUCAAAAACUGACAACAGGCGGAACGCAGCCGAGCACGAACGAAAUGCUCUUGCGCGCUCGUUAGAGGCUUGUAAGUUGGUCCACACUAGACGAAUUGUGCUCGUGCUCUGCUCGUGCUCUGCUCGUGCUCGAUUCGUCUAGCGUAGACACAGCUUAAUGUUAAAUCAUUGUCUAGUAACCAAAACAAAAGAUAGAAUUUUGGGACCGCACGUUAGACGAGCUAGAUCAUUGUUUAUCCUAGACUUGUUAAUUUAAUAUUACCUAGAUAUUAUUUUUUCUCACUUUAUAGUUCCUGAAAUUAUGUGCCAUACAUAUACGCCACAAACUACACUCGCGAGCAAAAAAAUGGAAUCACCUCCUAGCGGUACACAAUUAAAAAUUGAACAUUUCAAACAAAAUCAAGCAUAGGUUAUUGUGUCAGUAUUUUGUAUUUCCUCCUCUAGGCCUUAUUACUGCUUUUUACGGUUUCUCAUGGACCUGAUGAGUUUUUAACUGUAUCUUGCGGUAUUCCCUUUUAGCCCUCUACCAGCGUCACUUUCAGCUCAAAUGAUUUUUUUGUUUCUACCCUUAAUUUAAAGCUAAAAGUAUCGGCUUUCAAACGAGACCAUAAACAUUUAACUGUAAAUAUUGUAUCAUUGGCAAUCGUUUUAUUUGUAUAGCGCAAGGGGGUGAUUCCAUUUUUUUGCUCGCGAGUGUAUUAGUUUUAAGAACUUA
Helicoverpa armigera (cotton bollworm) is the source of this 4696-nucleotide messenger RNA. RefSeq lists its product as uncharacterized. NCBI's taxonomy places the organism in Eukaryota, Metazoa, Arthropoda, Insecta, Lepidoptera, Noctuidae. The transcript is spliced from 11 exons. The record is from RefSeq and is a predicted model, not a curated record. Bases 226 to 3297 code for a protein of 1023 amino acids.